Messenger RNA from Trichoderma atroviride IMI 206040, 1221 nucleotides. RefSeq lists its product as uncharacterized. Gene Ontology annotation, biological process: regulation of DNA-templated transcription. Gene Ontology annotation, molecular function: DNA-binding transcription factor activity, RNA polymerase II-specific; zinc ion binding. The record is from RefSeq and is a predicted model, not a curated record. NCBI's taxonomy places the organism in Eukaryota, Fungi, Ascomycota, Sordariomycetes, Hypocreales, Hypocreaceae.
AUGUCUGUGAUGCUGGUUCACGAUCGUGGCAUCCGUCGUCGAGCCUGUGGACGCUGCCAUCGGCAAAAGCUGGCCUGUCGUCGCAGCAACAACAGCGAAAGCUGCCUGCGUUGCGUGCGAGCAAAUGUUGCCUGCGUAUCUGGCCCAUUGCGCCCACCUUAUCGCGCCACUCCAUCCUAUAUGGCGGCGCAGCAGCCAGUUGAAGCGCCACCUUGGACGCAAAACAAUGGAGCUUCUAUAGCCUUGGAUCCGGAUGACGCUCAAUUCAGAGAAGAUGCAGAUAAGCAGACCAGUUGCUGGUCUACCAAAUUGUUCCAUAUCCAUCCAGAGCUAGAUACGACCGUGGACUUUGCUCCAGAGCAGCCUCUCUGCGAAGGCUUUGCCUCUGUCCAAGGUCUAACCAGUCCCGGUCUCAGUACUAUUCUUGGCCUGCACGAUGAUAAUAUUGAGCGCCAGCAAGAGCCAGAUGCAGAUAUAAGCGGCAGCAUUACACCACCAAAAGAAGGCGACCUCAUGGCGUGGAUUGCCAAAAUCUCCCAGCUCAAUAUUGGAUUGCACCAAAAUCUGCAUUCUAUUCCUCCCAUUGGAGUUUGGCAGGAGUGCUGGACAAAUCCAGCUGGCCCAAACGCAGCUCGGCUAAAUGAUGAAAAGGAUUUGGCCAUUGAUCGGACUUUGCAGCUCUCCCACCAAUAUGUCCAAGUGAUGAACCACGUCUUCUCAUAUUUUCACUCCACUGACAAGAUUAAAGAAAAUGUUUCAGCCACCUUGUCACCAUUAGGCGAUCCCCCUCAGCUCCUUGUUUUGUCCUGUUAUUCUUGUCUCAUUGAAACAUAUGACAAGAUUCUGCAGCACAUCGAGGCAUGUGCUAAAAUACGGCUUGAAAUGGAUGCCAGUGUUGCCGAGGCUUAUACCCCAAUUGCACUGCCGGGUCUCAACAUUGGAACAUUUGAGAUUGCGCCGUCGUCAACCUUGAAAGUUGUUAUUCUCUUACACAUCAUGGAGGCGAUGAUGGCUCAAGUUCGGCGCCUAGUGAGCGAGAUGACCAAGCCGUCGGAUGAAAAUGGAACAAUGAGUGGCGGUUUAACAGCCAAGACUGGAAAUGACAACGAUCCAACCAGUAUAACACGAGUAUCGAUGCAGGGGAUCCGUGCCAAAGAAAAGGCCAUCGUGGAACUCAUCAACACUGUGAGGGAUCUUGCAGCACAGUGCAAAAUUCUCUGA